GUGACCAACCGCGCAGAUCAGAUCAGCUCAGCUCAGCUGACGCUCCCCGUCUCAGUCCACAAUGUUUGCGAGCGAGCAGUGGUGACUGGUGAGCGAGCGCUGCGGAGGAUAGAAGAAGAAGAAGUAGUAGAAGCUAACCUAGCAGAGAGCAGCCGACCCUCAACUCAAAGUGCUCAUUUAACUGUCCGUACACCGCUGCCCGAAGAGGAGGUCGGAGGCCAUGUCGGCGGAAAUCAAGUCGGAGCAGGCGGCGGUUUCUUCCAACGCGGCCGAUCAACCCCUCGAUAAUGUCGAUGCGGUCGCUAAUCUCUCGGACAACGGAGGUACGGUUUCCAAGCCGGAGUUUGCUGAGGAAGAGGUUACACCGGUGAUCGAAGCUAUUGCAUCCACCGGGGCCUUCUGGAUUGAAUGGGAUAAGUUGAAGAACUUGCUCUCCUUUAAGCUGAAGCAGGUCUUGUCAGAGUAUCCAGAGGGAAAGAUGACAGUUGACCAACAAAAUGCUUUUCUUGGAGAGACCCACCAGGAACUGGUCCAGAGGUUGGAUGAAGCUCUUCUUAGCUUUGAUGAGGGCCCUCCGUUUACUCUUCAAAGGCUUUGUGAGAUCUUGUUAUCCGCCCAAGGCAUAUAUCCCAAACUCUCGAAGCUUGCUUUAGCACUGGAAAAGAAUCUGUUGGUAAGCUCAAUGUUGACGAGCUGUGUUGAUCCUCCCUCUGAAAUGAUGGUGCAAGGAGGAGAUGGUCCAGAGAAAACACUUGGAAAGCCUGAGCAGCAGCAGUCUCCGUUGGAGCAAAAUGGAGGUGAUGCCGUGAUGGGCGACCGGGAUGAAACAAUGGCAGAUGUGGAGGAGGCUGAUGAGGAGGGGAUCUCGAUUGGCGUGGAGACCUUUGAAGAAACAGCCAGGCCAUCGGCAACAAACGCAGCUCCGGAACUGGCAACACCAACACCACCAGAAACACCUAGCGACUCUUAGCCAGCCCCCCUUGUUAAUCAAACGUUGUAUUGUGUAAUGGCGAGGGUUAAAAGUCCUCAUUAUUAUCCUCCUCCUACAUUGAAUUGAGGUGCAAGUUUUACAUAUCUCCUUGGCGGGAUAAAUGGGAAGGGGUAAUGUCUUACCAGGAUCGGAUAUGUGGUGAUGACAUGUUGUCGUCGUCGUCGUCGUCGACGACGAUCUCUUCAUUGAUUCAAGAUAUAAAGCAAAAGUGAGGCUGAUCUUCAAUUCAGCGAGUGGGGUGGAUGGGAGGUUUGGAUGAGAAGACACUGCAGUAUCUUUGGGGGAGAAGUAUAUGUUUAAAGAUUUGAAGCUGUGUGAAUUGUUGUUCUUUCUUACGUAGA
Messenger RNA from Punica granatum (pomegranate), 1332 nucleotides. Lineage: Eukaryota; Viridiplantae; Streptophyta; Magnoliopsida; Myrtales; Lythraceae. The record is from RefSeq and is a predicted model, not a curated record.